AGUCGUGUCAGUCUCUUCCUGGGGGCGUGGUCACGGCUCAGCCUCAGUAGUGAGCUCGGAGCUACAGUCUCCUCUGCUACUAUUCACUGAAACCAGCUUAUUUAUCAAUGAAACUACUGCAGAUUCUUAAAUAUCGUUGUGACGUGUUUCAACCAACCAUGGCUCCGCGACACCUUUCACCAGCUCGGAGCGUCCGUCAUCAUGAACUCUGAGAAUGAGAUCCUGUUGAAAGAAUACAUCAAGAUGAUUACUGAUAUGAUCGUGCUGUGCGCCACUUUGGCGCUUUCCCUCUCCUUCUGGCUGCUCUCCGUCACCAUCAGCAGCUACUCCGGAACGCUGCAGCCGGUGUCGCCGUGGCGAUGGUUGUUCUCCAUCUUGGUUCCCCUCAUGCUGGUGGUCAGGGCGCUGAAGAGGAGCAGUCUGAGCUCCUCCGGAGCGCUGGGAGCUCUCUUCGUAGGAUUCGUGUUGACGAUGGCCAACUACAGCUUCUUCGCCUCUCUGCUGGCCUUCUUCAUCACCUCCUCCAAGCUGACCCGCUGGGGAGGAGCACAGAAGAAGAAAAUAGACGCCGAGUACAAAGAAGGGGGGCAGAGGAACUGGAUUCAGGUCUUCUGUAACGGAGGAGUUCCCACAGAGCUGGCACUGCUUUACAUGAUAGAGGUGGGUCCCGGUGAGAUCCCCAUUGACUUCAGUAAACAGUACACGGCCUCCUGGAUGUGUCUCUCUCUGCUGGGAGCGCUGGCCUGCAGCAGCGGGGACACCUGGGCGUCGGAGGUGGGGCCUGUUCUCAGCCAAUCACGGCCCAGACUCAUCACCACCUGGAAGGAAGUCCCAGCAGGAACAAACGGAGGCGUCACUGCUGUCGGACUGGUCGCCAGUUUCCUGGGCGGGCUGGCGGUGGGUGCGGCCUACUACGUCACCCAGCUUCUGAUGGUGGAGGACCUGAACCUGGCCGACCCCCAGUGGCCCAUCAUGGUGUACGGGGGCGUGGCCGGCCUGCUGGGGUCGAUGCUGGACUCUUUCCUCGGAGCUCACAUGCAAUACUCCGGCUUUGACGCGAGCAUCGGGAAGGUGGUGAGUCACGAGUCCGCCACCACCCGACGGAUCUGUGGGAAACCAAUCCUGGACAACAACGCGGUCAACCUGUUCUCCUCCGUCCUCAUCGCACUCAUCCUGCCCGGGCUGGCGUGGGGGAUGUGGCCACGACUGAUCUGAGACCAGCUGCUGAUUAAAAAGACAUUUGAGCAAUCUGCUGGACAUAAAGACAGACAUUCUUUUCAUGUUGGACGCUUAAGAGACUCCAAAUAUGAUGGAGAGGAAAAUUAACACUAAAAGAUGGAAACAUUUGAAAGUGUUUUGAUGCAAUGAUACGACUGACUGCCUAGACAUUCAUUGAAAAUGUUUGUCUCAAUUGAACAGAUUGUAGCUGAUGAACUGAGGAUGUUUAUUGAGGAUGCCACCAGACAUGCAAUCAAUUUGAUCCUCAGUCUGCACAGUAUGAAAUUACAUCUCAUGGAAAGUUAUUGACUGAUUUGUAAAUGAACUGGUCCAUUCUGAAUAAAUGGUGUGUUUGUUUGUCAAA
Molecule: messenger RNA, 1582 nt
Organism: Anoplopoma fimbria (sablefish)
Lineage: Eukaryota; Metazoa; Chordata; Actinopteri; Perciformes; Anoplopomatidae
Gene: tmem19
Product: transmembrane protein 19
Exons: 8
Coding region: 202-1215 (337 amino acids)
Cellular component (GO): membrane
Source: RefSeq, a predicted model, not a curated record